GUUUUCCUCCCUAUGCAUUCUACAUUUGCCGAUCCGUAACAUAACCUCAAAAAUUUGGUUUUCAGGCAAAUGUAUCAAUUUCUUUGCUGUAAUCCAACUUUUCCACGAAAUUCUCGUGAAAAAAGUGUAUUAAUGUGUAUAUUUAUAUGAAAUUCAAAUGGGGAAGUGACAAUUUGUUGUGAAUUAAGUUUUGGGGGACUUUUCUGUGAUGUUGGGUGUGUGAAAUGGAUUUAAGGUGAUAAUAGUGGAUUUAUUGGAUUAUGUAGGGUGAACUAACAGGUUAUUUUGUAUUGUUUGUAAUGACAAUGAACUUAGCGGGCCUGUGGUUGUGGUGUUCAAACUAUGUGGUAUAACGGAAUACUUAGCUGACUUCAAAAUGAGUCACAUGGCAACAGAGGACAGCAUGAGCGACGACGUGUUCGAGGAGGAGCAGCUGCGCGCGCCCCCCCCGCGCCCCGGCGCCUCCCCCACCGGCUACCGCGACUACCGCCCGCCGCCCGAGUACCUGCUGCGGAUGCAGGGGGAGGACGAUAUGCCCAUACAUAAGACGAUCCUGCUGGGCGACAGCGGAGUGGGUAAGACCUCGCUGCUCGUCCAGUUCGAGACGGGCAAGUUCAUAGCCGGGAACUUCUCCGCAACCGUCGGCAUCGGCUUCACGAAUAAGGUGGUAACAGUUGACGGCAUCAAAGUAAAGCUUCAGAUUUGGGACACGGCCGGACAGGAGCGCUUCCGUAGCGUCACGCACGCAUAUUACAGGGACGCACAUGCCCUGCUACUGCUAUACGACGUGACCAACAAGACCAGUUUCGACAACAUCCGGGCCUGGCUGGGCGAAAUACGAGAGUACGCGCAAGAUGACGUCGUCAUUAUGCUAUUAGGUAACAAAUCGGAUAGCGGGCUGGAGCGGGCGGUGAGGCGGGAGGAGGGGCAACGCCUGGCGCGGGAAUACCAAGUCUCCUUCAUGGAAACCUCAGCCAAAACCGGUCUGAACGUGGAAGCGGCUUUCGCGCAUGUGGCCAGGUCUCUUGUGGCCAAGGCGAACCCGGCGGAUCCCUCGAGGCUGGCGGUGCGGGCGCCUCCGGUUCAGGAGCAACGGUCGUCGUGUCCGCCAUGCUCAUAAAUGUUUUUCGAAAAUGAACAGCGCACUGUUCCGGUGUGUAAAAUGGA
This is a messenger RNA of Plutella xylostella (diamondback moth), 1167 nucleotides long. It is a transcript of the gene Rab26, whose product is annotated as RAS oncogene family member Rab26. NCBI's taxonomy places the organism in Eukaryota, Metazoa, Arthropoda, Insecta, Lepidoptera, Plutellidae. The record is from RefSeq and is a predicted model, not a curated record. Gene Ontology annotation, molecular function: GTP binding; GTPase activity.